AUGCAAGCUUCAAAACGGCCUCCAUCGAAACCCUCCGCGUCCCACGAGCUCGUUCCUGUCGGCCCGCGGGACGUUCAGCUAUCUAGGCGGGCCAGGCGCGAUGACAACGGGCAUCUACCCACGACAGCCCGCGCUCUCGUUUUGCGCAAUGGCAAAUAUGGCGCGAGGGGCACAGGGGAGCUUGUCGCAACGAGGAAAAUCAGCGGGAGAGAGAAGCUUGAUCUUCUAGAGGAUCUUAUGGCCAAGUCAAAACAAGCCAUAGCAACGCCAUUCAACCUUUCAAAGUGUUACAGUAUUGCAGACUCACAAUACAAUGUUUAUCUGGACGAUAUAUGUGACCUUCGGGAUGUCAACUUCUUCUAUGCUCACAUCGUUGGAGAGAUCUUGGCUCAUUCUUCGAAAGACAAACCGGCUAGCCCGAACGAUCGAAGUGUGGUCGUGACCGCUGUGGGCAGCAGAAUUCACAACUCGUACAUGCUUGCAUCUGUAUGGAGAAUUAUUCGCGCCUAUUUCGAGAUUUUUGAAGAGGAUGGGCUGGCUACCAACAACGUCCGCAACAAACUCAGGCAGGACGAGGAUAUGAGGACUCAGUACUUGAUACUGUAUGACAUUGUCAACGUCCUCGUGGAUACAGCCCAAGCAAAGUUUUCUCAGUUGGCAACUCACACAAAGCAUUUUUCCCAAUAUUUUAAGACAUACGAAGGCGUUGAUCCAAACGACCUAAAAAUGAUGUUUGACUGGGGCGCCGUCAAAGAAUCAUACAAGUCUUUUGUUGAUUCCAUCAUCAUUGAACUUUGCCUGCCUCAGUCGGUCUUUCCAAAGUAUAUUUUAACUGCAAUCUUACAGGAGGCAGUUGAAGAGGUUCCGAGUGAAUCGAAGCGCUUUCCGCAGGCGCUCUGGGAUGCCUUGGGCGAUUUUUCCGUUGCAGUUCAACUUCAGGAAAUGUUAGAAGGACCUUUGCUGGGACCCGAGGGUGAUAUUUGGAGGAAGCUGCCUCGGACGAUGCCCGAGGAGUUUGAGGUCUGGUGCGACGCGCAAAUUCUGUCGGAACGAGCCUCGAAAGAACUCGACGAAGCUUUAGAUGUUGUCUUCCCUCUUCAAAAAGCCAAAAACCACGUCGCCGUCACGGACAUGUGGAGGCGCAUUAACACGACAUACAAAGCCCUAACAGGGCAAAAUCUGGAUGAAUUAUGGCAGCUAGAGGGUGAGAUUUAUCGCACAGCUCACUGGACAGCAAGGCAGCCAACGGCGGAUCUCGUGGUCUACGACCGUCCACAGGGGAAGAAACAAAACAAAAAGAACGGUCGUCUUGCCAUCACGGACGGCAACGAUUCAGACUCUAUGCCCUCUUUGGAAUCCGUCUCUGACUCCUCUGAGGACGGCUCUGACAACGAUAGCUAUGACGACGACGUGGUCGAUGACGAUGACAAUGACCACGAUUCGGUUGGGUAUGAUACAGAGGAAGAGGGUGUGAUGCGAGAUUUGUUGAGAGAAGCUAUGGACGAGAUCUCGUCUUAUCCUGGCUUUUUCGAUCCGACUCAGACACUCAACGAGCAGUUGGCGGAGGAACGAAAGGGCAAUCCUUUCUUGAAACUUUUGGGGUCUUUGAGAGGGCGGAUGUUUUCAUCGAAUCCCACCCUGAAGACGACAGACCGUAAGACCCCGAGGACGCCAUAUCCCGGCACCAAACCCGUUUUCACGAGUACCAUGCAAGCGGGAAAUGCUCCUACAAAGGGAUCUACUCCACCGCAGAGUCCUAGACGUAAGUCCAUGUACAUCUUUUCAUGCUGGUGCCUAAGACCUUGUAUUGUAGCACCCGUGCCUGUCAACCGCAAUGUGACGGUUGAGGAAGUCGACGACGAAGACGCUGAACCUUCAAAAAAGAAGAAAAAACACAAGAAGAAAAAGAAGAAGUCAAUAACCACUGCACCUACACAACCACAACCGACUGCUCCCAUCUCGCCAAUCGUCCCCACACCACCCGCUCAGGCGAAUGCUUCCGUGGUCAAAUCCCCUUCUGCGUCGAUGGGUACUGCACAGAACAAUGCGUCCUCAGCUACGCUCACAAACGUGUCGUCUAUCGAGCUCACUCGCCAGCAGACUGCGCAGUCCGCUCAUUCGUAUCUUCAGUCCGAGGGCUUGAAGGAGCACAAGUCUAAGGUCAAGUCGCGUGCAAACCAUGCAAAUCUGAUGCCGAUACCAGAGAAGGAGAAAAAGGGCUUGUUCUCGAGGUUCGCAAAAAAGAGAGAAGAGAAAGGCGAUGCGGCAGACAUGCCGAAGGAAAAGGACGAGCAGAGCUUGCAAAAGUGGUUCUCCAGGUUGGGUAAGAAAACGAAAGAUAAUAUGCACCAGCUCUUGGGCUCGAAAGGGGACGGCAAGAAGGGAUCAGCAUCGAUGAAGUGGGAUACGUUCUUGAAGGUUAUGCAAGAGAUGGGAUUCACGUACGACCCUAGUACGGCAGGCUCUAGUGUACGCUUUGAUCCUCCUGGUGGCGAGAAACGGUCAAUAUCAUUCCAUAGACCCCACCCGGACUCAACUCUGUAUCCGGUCAAGUUGAAGAUAUUCGGGAAGAAAUUGAAGGACUAUUAUGGGUGGGAUGAGAAUUACCUCAUGCAGCAGGCCGGUAAUUGAGACGAUGGCUCUUUUGUCUGCAUUACCUUGUGCGACCUAGCGAUGUGUCGAUCCUCUUGUUGUCUCCACUUUCAAGAAUCGGCGUUCAUUUCGUGGUUGCAUUUGGCUGAGGCUCUUUCUUGACUUUUAUUUGGUCACAGGCUCUCGUCGAUCCAGGUCCCUAGAUCUAUCAUAAGACGAAGACGUACUCGCUCAUGUCUUUUGGGUCCCAUGCUGGCCACGCAUCUAUUUGUGUUGCUCUC
Heterobasidion irregulare TC 32-1 is the source of this 2873-nucleotide messenger RNA. RefSeq lists its product as uncharacterized. NCBI's taxonomy places the organism in Eukaryota, Fungi, Basidiomycota, Agaricomycetes, Russulales, Bondarzewiaceae. Bases 1 to 2631 code for a protein of 876 amino acids. The transcript is spliced from 11 exons. The record is from RefSeq and is a predicted model, not a curated record.